CAUCAUGCGGGGCGGCGGCGGCGGCUCGCACACCGAGACUGGACAUCACAGACAGCAGAAGGUCAAGAAGUCCUUGGAAAAUAAAAAGUCUAAGCAACUUGAGGAGGUGGAAACUACUGUUCUAGGAGUGAACAGUAACUAUGAUGACACAGUGAGCAACAUUUCUUCUGCCUCACCGAAGGGCCCAGUGAACGGGAGCACAGAGUCUAGAAGCAAGCGGACCAUUCGCAGACCUGCUUACUGGCUGGAAAUGAGAGGAGUGAAAAACAGUGUUAACAAAUCUCCAGAAAAAAAAGGAGAAGUAUUGCUGAAAGGCAAGAGGAAAUCUGAGCAAGGGGAAGGCGAAGAUGUUGAAGACUCUCCCAAGAAGAAGCAAAAAAUUUGGGGAAUCCUUCAGGAAUCCCAAGAGCCCGAGACCAGACAGAGGGAAAGUCUGGAACAAGGAAACCUUACACUCAGUGAAGGAGGACGAGCAGGAAAAAACCGGCAAGCUGGAACAAAACAAAACUCCAAAAGGAAAGGCCACUGUGUUCAGAAAGAGACAGAAACCUAUGGCACAGGUAGUAUGGAAGAGCAAUGGUCUUUGGAGAUUCAGGACAAAGGCCGAGUUACCUGUCCCACAUGCCGGGCUGUGGUGAGAAAGACUGUAGAAGGACUGAAGAAACAUAUGGCAAACUGCAGGCAGGAAAUGUUUACGUGUCAUCAGUGCGGGAAGCAGCUGAAGUCUUCAGCAGGGAUGAAAUACCAUGUCAUGGCAGACCAUAACAAUCAGCCAGUUGUGAAGGAGGGAGAGGAAGUGGACGAGCAGCUUGAGCGAGACCGCCUUCGGAAGGUUUUGAAGUGUAUGGGAAAACUGAAGUGUACAAGGGAGGGCUGCACAGGCAGCUUCACCAGCAUAAUGGGAUACCUGUAUCAUGUUAAAAAAUGUGGGAAGGCUGCUUCUGAGCUGGAGAAAAUGGCUAUGAAGUGCCAUCACUGUGGAAAAGCAUACAGAUCAAAGGCAGGACUGGUCUACCACCUCCGCUCUAAGCACGGGCCGGUCACUUUCCUCCAUGAGGAGAGAAGAACAGGGAACCUGAUAGAAAUGAAACAGGAACAAAACAACACAGGCAGAGUUCAGAGGAGAUCUGCAAAGGUGGCAAUCUACUAUCUCCAUGAACUGGCUGGAGAAGAGCUGGCCAAAGAGUGGCCCAAAAGAAAAGUUCUGCAGGACUUGAUUCCAGAUGACCGGAAGCUGAAAUACACUCGUCCUGGACUGCCCACAUUUAGUCAAGACGUGCUGUGCAAAUGGAAAGCAGAGAUAAAGAUGUACCGAAGAGUCCACUGCCCAAAUCAGGGUUGUGAAUCUGUGUACGGCAGUGUCUCAGGACUCAAAUCUCACCUCGGCACAUGUACCUUGGGAGACUUUGUGGCUGGUAAAUACAAGUGUCUCCUGUGUGAGAAGGAGUUCAUUUCAGAGAGUGGGGUCAAGUAUCACAUCAACUCUGUGCAUGCUGAGGACUGGUUUGAUAUGAACACAAUGACCACCAAAAGCUUUGAGAAGCUAAUGAAAAUCCGCCAAAGGGAAGAGCAGAGGAAGCAACGGAAGAAACGUCCCUUGACCAGGGGCAAAAAGAAGAAAGCUGGGACCCUGGCUGCCAAGAAGCUCCCCACUGCUGGAGUUGAAAAAAUGAGGAAAAAUAAGAGGGGUCGUCCACGGCGGGUGGACAAUGAGAGUGCGAGCAGUGAGGAAGGGGCACUCCAAGUUGCACAGAGAGCUGAAUUUCCUAAAACCAGCCGCAAGCGAGGCCGAAGCAAAUCCCUAGAGGAUGAGAAGGUGUAAUUCUAAAGCUUUUCAAUUACAAGCCCCACUUCUGUCCAGCUCAUAACUCACAGCACUAAUAUAAGCAACUGGAUGUCUUUGGGACUUGUGACUCAAUUCUACUUGGUGACUUUGAUAUUGAAACUUUUGCCUCUGCUCAGUUGUGAGGGAUUCAAACCAAAGCUGUGGUGCAGAGGCUGCCUCUUCUGGUAUAGUUCCCUUGGACAGUGGCACUAGCAGUGUACCCAGUGUGAUUCCUGCUCUGGUUACAUCCCAGUCUCAGAUUGGUCACAUUAUUGCUUGUUAGUGGUUUCCAGUACAGCAGAUGUCUGUUUUGUCAUCUUCCUCAGAUGGGUGAGAUCAGGGUUCUUUUUUAGCAGUUCUCCCCAUAAGGGACUGACUAGCACAAUGUUUAGAUCUCUUCAAGGGGGAAAUCCUUUCUUGCACAGAAUGCACACAAACUAAGCAGUGCUGUGCAGAAUUCAAAGUCUUCGGCUUGUCCUAUCACUGUCCUGUCUGUUGUCAGCAAGGCUGCCACAAAAGAGCAGAGACCUUCCCAGUGUUUUCUGUAGCCUGUUGCACAAGGCUCUAAUUCAUGCACUGGUGUUUAGGCUGAGCAGCAGAUGAGCACAGGUCUGCUUGGAAGGGAUGGGACAUGAUUAUUACCCUUGUCAGGAGCCCACCGUUCCCCUGGCAUCUGUCUCCUGUAAUGCUGGGCAUUAAAGAUGCAUAAAGAGUC
Messenger RNA from Pipra filicauda (Wire-tailed manakin), 2540 nucleotides. It is a transcript of the gene ZNF512, whose product is annotated as zinc finger protein 512. Bases 5 to 1822 code for a protein of 605 amino acids. The record is from RefSeq and is a predicted model, not a curated record. Lineage: Eukaryota; Metazoa; Chordata; Aves; Passeriformes; Pipridae. The transcript is spliced from 15 exons. Gene Ontology annotation, molecular function: zinc ion binding.